This is a messenger RNA of Dioscorea cayenensis subsp. rotundata (Guinea yam), 381 nucleotides long. RefSeq lists its product as uncharacterized. The transcript has a single exon. NCBI's taxonomy places the organism in Eukaryota, Viridiplantae, Streptophyta, Magnoliopsida, Dioscoreales, Dioscoreaceae. The coding region runs from base 1 to 381 and encodes 126 amino acids. The record is from RefSeq and is a predicted model, not a curated record.
AUGAAAGACCUUGGUCCUAUUCGUUACUUUCUGGGUCUUGAGGUUGUUUAUUCUCGUCAAGGUUACUUGGUGUCUCAACAGAAGUACAUAUCUGAUAUUUUUCGACGAGCUGAUAUCACUAAUCUUCGUACAGCCUCUACUCCUAUUGAGCUGCAUCAUUGGAUCUCCUCUUCUGAUGGUGAGCUUCUGCCUGAUCCUACUCGCUAUCGAGAACUUGUUGGUGCUCUCGUCUAUCUGACCAUGACUCAGCCUGAUAUUGCAUAUGUUUUUCAUGUUCUUAGUCAGUUUGUGAGUGCUCCUCGCUCCACUCAUUAUGCUGCCCUCUUACAAGUUCUUCAUUAUCUUCGUGGUACUAUAUCUCGCUCUUUACUUUCUUUGUGA